Molecule: messenger RNA, 876 nt
Organism: Chanos chanos (milkfish)
Lineage: Eukaryota; Metazoa; Chordata; Actinopteri; Gonorynchiformes; Chanidae
Gene: kctd12.1
Product: potassium channel tetramerisation domain containing 12.1
Exons: 1
Coding region: 1-876 (291 amino acids)
Biological process (GO): regulation of G protein-coupled receptor signaling pathway; protein homooligomerization
Cellular component (GO): presynaptic membrane; postsynaptic membrane; signaling receptor complex
Molecular function (GO): protein binding
Source: RefSeq, a predicted model, not a curated record
AUGGCUUUGGCUGACCCACAACUCGGAAUAUCUAAUGGCGCAGAAUCUGCGUCUCCAUUUUCUGAAAUUAUUGAACUAAAUGUCGGAGGACAAGUGUACGUGACCCGUCAUACAACUUUAAUCGCUGUCCCGGAUUCUCUUCUUUGGAGCAUGUUUACUAAGAAAACGCCAAGAGAGCUGGCACGAGACAGCAAAGGGCGCUACUUCUUGGACAGGGAUGGUUUUCUGUUCCGCUAUAUUUUAGAUUACCUGCGGGACCUUAACCUGGUAUUGCCAGACUAUUUUCCCGAGAAGAGCAGACUUCAAAGAGAGGCAGAAUUUUUCCAGUUGCGCGACUUGUGCAAGCGUUUGAGCCCGAAAAUGAGUAAAGACAACUCCAUUAAUGAUGAGAUCUGCCCGAGCGACUCAGAGGAUACAGCGCUCCAGAGCGCGAUGGGGAGUUCAUCUGUCUGUAUGGACACCUCGCGCGCACUUUCUGCGGUUAGCACUGCCCACUCCCCGUCUCUAGAAUCUAAAAAAUCGGGGUACAUUACCAUUGGAUACAGAGGGUCAUACACCAUUGGCAGAGAUAUUCAAACCGAUGCAAAAUUUAGGCGUGUAGCACGGAUCACUGUAUGUGGGAAGACUUCCCUUGCCAAAGAGGUGUUCGGAGACACGUUGAACGAGAGCAGAGAUCCAGACAGACCUCCAGAGAGGUAUACGUCCCGGUAUUACCUCAAAUUUAAUUUUCUUGAGCAGGCAUUUGACAAGCUAACCGAAUUUGGCUUCCGUAUGGUCGCCUGUAGCUCCACCGGCACGUGUGCUUAUUCCAGCAAUGAUCCAAACGAAGACAAAGUGUGGACAAGCUACACAGAAUAUGUGUUCUGUCGAGAAUGA